AUGCAGCUGGCCUGUUGGCUCCUGAAAAGACUACAUUUUUCAGACCCUACUGAAGGAAUGAAAUUCAUCCAGCUCAUUCUGCUGUUUUCAGUGGGUGCGGCCAAUGCCGCUACCAUCUCCCGAGCUCUGUGGCAGUUCCGCGCAAUAAUCAAAUGCACCAUCCCGAACAGCCACCCACUAAAGGAUUACAAUAACUAUGGCUGCUACUGUGGCUUCGGAGGCAGUGGAACACCGGUGGAUAUCCUUGACAGGUGCUGUCAGGUGCAUGAUAACUGCUAUUCUGCGGCCCAGAAGCUUUCAGCAUGCAAAGGACUUCUGGACAAUCCUUACACACAGCUGUAUACCUACAGCUGCUCAGGCACCACCGUUACCUGUAGCACCAAGAACGACGCGUGCGAGAUGUUCGUCUGCGAGUGCGACCGCCAGGCGGCCAUCUGCUUCUCGGAGGCGCCCUACGACCCGGAGCACAAGGACCUGGACUCCGCCCUGUGCGGCUGA
This is a messenger RNA of Dermochelys coriacea (leatherback sea turtle), 498 nucleotides long. It is a transcript of the gene PLA2G1B, whose product is annotated as phospholipase A2 group IB. The coding region runs from base 1 to 498 and encodes 165 amino acids. Gene Ontology annotation, molecular function: phospholipid binding; calcium ion binding. The transcript is spliced from 5 exons. The record is from RefSeq and is a predicted model, not a curated record. Gene Ontology annotation, biological process: phospholipid metabolic process; arachidonate secretion; lipid catabolic process. NCBI's taxonomy places the organism in Eukaryota, Metazoa, Chordata, Testudines, Dermochelyidae.